GACUCCGCCCCCCGUCCCCCCACCUUCAUACAUGACACAAACACACCCUGAGCAAAAAAGGACUUAAAGCUCUGUCACACACUUCUCUGUGUCCCACAAUGCAUCAGGCAGGCGAUCAGUGAGGAAAUGUGAGAGGAUGAAAACAUCAGUCACCUCAUCCCCGGCUGCACAUGACUGGACGCUGUAAACAGAGAUGGACAAAACACCAGUGAGGCUCGUCUGUUAGUGUGUGUGUGUGUGUGAGGAGAUGAGAUCUUAGUGGACACCAACCAGUGGAUCACAGCCAGAUGGAGGGAGAACCAGCAUGUAUGAGAGGAGGAAAGAGGAGUGAGGGAGUGUGUUCGAGGGAGGAGAGGAAGAGGAGGAAGACGUCCUCGUCUGUGUCCACUGUCUCCCACGAUGACCACAGUUCACUAGCCAGUGGUCUGGAUGUGGCUGACCGGCUGACCUACCUGGAGCAGAGGAUGCAGAUGCAGGAGGAUGAAAUCCAGCUGUUGAAGAUGGCUCUGGCUGAUGUCCUCAAGAGACUCAACAUCUCUGAGGAGCACCAGGCAGCUUCUGCCUCUGCUGCUGCCAGGAAAGCACCCGGCGCUAAAGCCAGGCCAGUAUCUCUGGCUCUGCCCUCUAGACCGCCCAUGGUGACCCACAGCUCUGCCUCCCUGAAGAAGAGCACCACACUGCCCUCCAGCCCUACAGCCAGGAACUACAGCCCGGUACCACCUCGCAGUGGUGUGAGGAGUCCAGCAGGCAGUGUGAAGGACAGUGCAUGUAAAACUGCCAAGACACGACCCACAUCUGCAGCAUCCACGUGUAAAAAAGCCCACGAAGGCAGCAAGUCCAAGGAGGCUGCAGGAAGUGCAGGGUCAAGGCGUGUGACACACUGCAAAGUGACUAUGCAGAUCUAUCUGAGCCCCCAAGCAAGAAAGACUGGGUCUUCUGAGACCGCCAAAUCCACGUCGGCGGUGCCGGCAAACAGCCGCCCAGCAGCCGCUACCAACACCGCCGCACAGGUGAAGGAGAAACUGAGCAAGAAGGAGACGAGGAGGUCACCACCGUCCUUGACCUUGAACCUGAAGAAAUCCACCCACAGUCACUCCACACAGCAGGAAACGUCCAGCUACAGGAGCCCCAUCAAGUCGCCCAGCCACUACUUUCAGAUUUGUUACUAAGUAAACACAGAUUUGCCCCCGACACAGAGUUUGUGAACCCAAACUAAAGUGAAACAAAGCUGCAAAUGCAUCAUUUAUUCCACUGUUGAAUAAACAAGGCUCUGCGUUGAAGUCAGUGAUGAAGGAGCUGCCUCUCUCACUGCAGGGACUGUUGUUGUUUUUCCUCUAGGGGUCACUCUGACUUUGUUGUGUUUGGGUACAAACAUGAGCACUUACAACAUUUCAAAGCACUUCCAUUUUUAAAAGAAAAAAUAAGUCCAGUGUUUUAUGGCAUUCAUAUAUUUUUUAUAAAUAUUUAUUUGAGGAAUAGUGUGAAAGCUUUAAAGGUCCAGUGUGUACCAUUUAGGAUGUUUUUUUUUGACUGAAAUUGAAUUUACUAUUCUACAUGUAUUUGUAUUAAUGUAUACUUUUUUCAUAGCCUUAGAAUAAACCUUUUGUUUGUACUUAAACCAUGUUUUUUACAGCAGAACCACAUACUUAUUGGUAUGUAAAGGCCACCGUAGUUCCCUGACGUGCUGGAGAAAGAGAGGCGUGAGCACAUGAGUCCUGUAUUUGUUGCAGUCUGCAGUCUGACCAUUAGAUGUCACUAAUUCUCACUCACUGGACCUUUAUGAGUUUUUUUUAGACCACAUAGAUCCUUUUCUCACAUGCUAGUACUUGCAUCUUGUUUCAGUGAAUGCCUGUGUUCGCUGUAAACAGGCUGACUGUGUGUGUGUGUGUGUGUGGAUGUGUAGUAGACUGUAGUGAUGUGUGAGGGAAACGUGUUUGAUGUGGGUGUGUGUGUGUGUGUGUGUGUGCGUGUCUCCAGAUCUGUUUGCUGUGAUGGUUCAAGUUUUUGUAGUAGAUGCCAGUAGUUGGGGGCGAAAAAAAACAAUAAACAACUUGUGUUCUGA
This is a messenger RNA of Solea senegalensis (Senegalese sole), 2062 nucleotides long. RefSeq names its product echinoderm microtubule-associated protein-like 1. The transcript is spliced from 7 exons. The record is from RefSeq and is a predicted model, not a curated record. NCBI's taxonomy places the organism in Eukaryota, Metazoa, Chordata, Actinopteri, Pleuronectiformes, Soleidae. The coding region runs from base 288 to 1169 and encodes 293 amino acids.